This is a messenger RNA of Lepidothrix coronata (blue-crowned manakin), 4098 nucleotides long. It is a transcript of the gene SEPTIN8, whose product is annotated as septin 8. Gene Ontology annotation, molecular function: molecular adaptor activity; GTP binding; GTPase activity. The transcript is spliced from 9 exons. NCBI's taxonomy places the organism in Eukaryota, Metazoa, Chordata, Aves, Passeriformes, Pipridae. Gene Ontology annotation, cellular component: septin ring; cell division site; microtubule cytoskeleton. Bases 145 to 1254 code for a protein of 369 amino acids. The record is from RefSeq and is a predicted model, not a curated record. Gene Ontology annotation, biological process: cytoskeleton-dependent cytokinesis.
AAUGAAGAGAAGAGGAACCUUUCCCUGGGGGGCCAUGUGGGCUUCGACAGCCUCCCGGAUCAGCUGGUCAGCAAGUCUGUCACCCAGGGCUUCAGCUUCAACAUCCUCUGUGUGGGUGAGACUGGCAUUGGGAAAUCCACCCUGAUGAACACCCUGUUCAACACCACGUUUGAGACUGAGGAGGCGAGUCACUACGAGAGCACGGUGCGGCUGCGGCCCCGCACCUACGACCUGCAGGAGAGCAACGUGCACCUGAAGCUCACCAUCGUGGACGCCGUUGGAUUCGGGGAUCAGAUCAAUAAAGAUGAAAGUUACAGGCCGAUCGUAGAGUACAUUGAUACGCAGUUUGAAAACUAUUUGCAAGAAGAGCUGAAGAUCCGCCGGUCCCUCUUCAACUACCACGACACGAGGAUCCACGUCUGCCUGUACUUCAUCACCCCCACGGGGCACUCGCUCAAGUCCUUGGACCUGGUGACAAUGAAGAAGCUGGAUAGCAAGGUGAACAUCAUCCCCAUCAUUGCCAAGGCAGACACCAUCUCCAAGAGCGAGCUGCACAAGUUCAAGAUCAAGAUCAUGAGCGAGCUGGUGAGCAAUGGAGUGCAGAUUUACCAGUUCCCCACGGACGAUGAGGCAGUGGCUGAGAUCAACUCUGUGAUGAAUGCUCAUCUGCCCUUUGCCGUGGUGGGGAGCACGGAGGAGGUGAAGGUUGGGAACAAGCUGGUGCGGGCUCGGCAGUACCCGUGGGGAGUGGUGCAAGUGGAGAAUGAGAGUCACUGUGACUUUGUGAAGCUGCGGGAGAUGCUGAUUCGGGUGAACAUGGAGGAUCUGCGGGAGCAGACCCACACCCGCCACUACGAGCUGUACAGGAGGUGCAAACUGGAGGAGAUGGGCUUCAAGGACACAGACCCAGACAGCCAGCCCUUCAGCCUCCAAGAAACGUACGAGACCAAAAGGAAAGAGUUCUUGGGCGAGCUCCAGAGGAAAGAGGAAGAAAUGAGACAAAUGUUUGUUAACAAAGUCAAGGAGACAGAGGCAGAGCUGAAGGAGAAGGAGAGAGAGCUGCAUGAGAAAUUUGAGCACUUGAAAAGGAUACACCAGGAAGAGAAAAGGAAGGUGGAGGAGAAGAGGAGGGAGCUGGAGGACGAGAUGAAUGCCUUCAACAGGCGGAAAGUGGCGGUGGAAACCUUGCAGUCCCAAUCCUUGCAGGCUACCUCACAGCAGCCACUGAAGAAGGACAAAGACAAGAAAAAUUAAUCACACACAGACUUUCAGGCCAAGAGUGGACUUGGUGCUUUCAUGUGUUAAGUUGCUUGAGUUUCCCACCCUGUGACCCUUCUCAUAACACUGUGUGCGUGGACCAAAGUGACAGUGAGCGUCUCCGGUGGUGGCAGUGACCCUCUGUCACCUGUGCAGAGUUAUCAGGAGGUUUGCAGGAACUGACCUAACCUGUACAUUUUAUUAAACAAAGCCAGCUAAUCCCUCCAGUUAAGAUGUUUUGUUCCAAACCCAGCGACUGAGCAGCCGAGUAUGAACGGACCGUAACUGUCUGAACUCAUCUUACCCACCAGCUGAUAAUUGCUUUCUACAUUUAGUUUUUUUAAUUGGCUAAGGUGACUGCUCAUUGACCUUCCCCAGUACAUGCACAGUGAGAGGAGUGGUAUGAAAAAUGCUGAAAUGUUUAUUUUUCUAACAAAAUUCUCGAAUAAAUUUUUUAAUGGAUAGAAAACCACAAUGCUUAGGCUUCCUGCCCUGGGAAUCUUAGAGUAACCCUCAUUCCAGUAAUUCUGUAUUUAAUCCUGAAUUACUCUAAACACUUUCUACAUCAUUUAUAAUAUAUAUAUAUAUAUAUAUAAGGAGAGAGAGAGAGAGAGUGGUUAAUAAAAUUCAUGGGACAAUGUUUUGAAUUUUCUUUACUGCUAAAAUAGAACAUUUAUAGAGAAAGGUUUUCAUAAGAGUUUGUUGUAUAAUGUGGAACUACAGGAUUUGUGUAACUUUUCAGUUGUCACUUACCAGUGUAUUUACUGUUGUGGAAACUAUUUAAGCCAUCUUUACUUUUACUCUUUAACCUUAAACUUGCAAUGUGCCUAAUAAGGAGAACCCCUGCUCCUGAGCUGUGCUCUGUGUUUAUGCUGACAGGCUCUGUUCUUCUUAGAAGGGGCUUCCUUUGACACUCCUCAUGCCUAGAAAUCACAGCCUUGUUUUCCUGGGCAACUGAGCUUAGAGGAAUAAUUAGGAUCAAUAUUAAUUUUUUCCACUCAAACCAUUUUGUGACUGGGCAGGACAAUAACUGAACAGAGUUACUAGCUAUGUUGUCAUGGAAAAAUAGCUGGACCCAAUUCCAUCCAUCCAUCAGAUCCCAGGCUAAACAAAAGGAAAUAUUUUAUAUUAACCCUCACAUAGUGUCUUUAGAGUUUAUAAAAACACUGGCUGGCUAAGUGUUAGUUGUGAGUGUGUGUGUUUUUAUUUAGUUAUUAAUGUUGCAGGAUUUUUCUGAUGUGGUUUUUACUGCAGACUUGUCUUUGGGCUGUCAGCAAACUCCUGCCGUGCCGUGCAGAGGGAGGGGCAGGGCCUGGGCCCCACUGUCCAGGGGCUUUGCUGCACUCUGAGGUUCUUUACCUCGCAUAUCCCAUUAAAGCAGCUUGUUUUUCCUUUCUGAAUACAUGCUCAGGUGUUAAACUGUUUUCCUAUGGACACUGGCCUUUCCCAUGGAUAUCCUGACAGUCCUGUCAGUGUUACUUGAUGCUCGUAGGAAAGAACCUCACCAGGACCUCACGGUACCUUUUAGAACAGGCUGUUCUUCAAAGAGUAAAAAUUCUGCACUUGUUGGGAGUCUGCUGAAAGCUGAACAUUUAAUUAUUAAGGCUGUGCCUCCAGGUUAGAUGUGUUUUAAACAGUAACUGUCGAACGUUGGGAGGGUUAGUGUGGUUUUCUCAAACCCAGACAAGGAACCCAACCCUCUGUUUCGUGCAAGAAGACAAUUCCACCUCACCUCUGACUGCAGUCCAAUCAUGUAGCAAAUGAUUUGUUAUUGAUUUUUGCUAAUGAGAGAAACUCUGGUGCACUAGUUGCCUGAGCAAGCAGCACUCUUUGGUUCAGUGUUUUGCUUCUCAAGGCCAAUGCUGGCAUGAAACAGUGACUGGUGGUACUGGUGUGCCCCCAGCUGCCUCACCAGUGUGUUCCCAGUCAAUAGUUCUCUCCUGAUCUCAUGCUGCAGCCAGCAAGAUCUAUGCAAAUGAUUUCUCUCUGCCCUGGCUCAUCAGAGAUCAAUUCUUUUUUCCUAGAAUAACAGGUAGUUAAGAAAAGUGAUGAUUACAAAGAAAGAGUAAAAACCUUCAAAUCCAUGGGCAUUGCAGAGAAAUUUACAGCUUUUUCUGAAGAUGACAUUCAGAAUGUAUGUAAGAAUAUUUUAAUGACUAUGAUUAUUAUAUUACUUUGACUUUAUGUUGUGGUGGACAGCCCUUGUCCUUGUAGUUGCUUGUUCAACAUCACAGUCUCCCCAGUGGGACUCAGUCAUAUUUUUUUCCCCAGUACUUGUUUUUUUUCCUUUGGCUGAGACAAGAUUUAAAUAUUGUGGUAUAUAGGGUAGUUCUGUAUCUUAUUUUUAUUUAACAAGUUACAAAUAUGUGGUGAUUCUAAUCUCAUCCAGUCCGAAGACUUACAUCUGGUAGGGUAGAAGAAGUGAAAGAAAACCCUUCAGAAAUGACUGAAACCAUUCAGUUACACGUCCUUUGGCUGUUUUAUACAUUUAUCUGUAAAAGAUUGGUAUUAAUGGGAAAAACUAUCCAUUUUUUUAUCAUUUAAACAUUUACCAUUGUGUAUGUUGUCUGCUUUCUAAUUUAAAUUGUGUUUUGUGGGUCUCUGAGGGGGGUUCACACCUGGCUGUGGUGGGUGCCCCAGAAUGGAGAUGGGGUGGGUGGUUUGGGGCCGUGGAGGCUCCUGGGGACCUGCCUGGGGGACACAACCCUCUGGGACAUGCUGCAUCCCUUUGCUUUGUCAUUCCCAGCGUGUUUGGGUUCGUGGUUUUGUUUUUUUUUACUUUCAUUUCUUUCCACUCACUUUGUACUUUUUUUCUUUUAUUAAAUCUCACAUGUAUUUUGA